AUGGCUAAUGCAGGACAUGGGUGUGAGCCGGAAUGGAAUGAGACCUUUUUGUUCACCCUAUCAGAUGGCACUUCAGAACUUUCGAUCAAAAUUAUGGACAGUGAUAGUGGUUCAGAAGAUGAUUUUGUGGGCAAGGCAAUAAUUCCACUUGAGCCAGUGUUUACAGAAGGAAGCAUCCCUAAAACAUCAUACAAUGUGGUUAAAAGUGAAGAAUAUUGUGGCGAAAUUAGAGUUGGGCUCAAUUUCACCCCUGAGGAGUUGACUACGGAAGAGGAAAACCAUGGUGGAUGGAAGGAGUCUUCAUAUUGAGGAAUCUCCUAGCAUCCAUGAAUCACCAUAUUGUUUUCCAGAACUUGAAGCAAUUGAUCUGCUUGGUUGAUGAGAUUUUUUCCUCUUUAUUUCAGGUACUUGCAUGUUUGUGUAGUUUCAAUUUGACGCCAAUGUAUCAUUUUCCUUUCCUUUGCAUGUACUUGUGAAUUUGUGAUAAAGAUGCUUGGGUGUUGUGUUCUCAGAUUGCCAUCUUUUUAAUAUAUGCUAAAGCUCUAAACUUGGGUUUUUGUGCUCUCA
Molecule: messenger RNA, 567 nt
Organism: Diospyros lotus (date-plum)
Lineage: Eukaryota; Viridiplantae; Streptophyta; Magnoliopsida; Ericales; Ebenaceae
Product: elicitor-responsive protein 3-like
Exons: 3
Coding region: 1-309 (102 amino acids)
Source: RefSeq, a predicted model, not a curated record